Messenger RNA from Caenorhabditis angaria, 2967 nucleotides. NCBI's taxonomy places the organism in Eukaryota, Metazoa, Nematoda, Chromadorea, Rhabditida, Rhabditidae. The record is from the annotation of a GenBank genome assembly.
UUGUCGACUUCAUCAACACAUCCACAUCAUGUAAGUUUACUAACUCCGAAAAAAAAAUUAUUUUUCAGAUCGGUAUUAUCAGUAUCUCCAAGUCAACGGAGGAGAUCUUCCAGUAUCGAUUGAAAGGAAGUCCCAUUAAACGACAAGGUAAGUCUUAAAAUUAUUGGUACCGAUUUUGAAAUUUCAGACUCGUAUAAUUGAAUUACUGAAGUCACAAAACAUUGCAAUACGGGACAAAUUGAGCAAAUCGAAGUUAUCUGGUAUUCUCGGGAAAGAUUUAUUAAAAGUGAGUAUUUCAAAUUCAAAGAUUUCCCUGAAUUUAUCGAUAUUAUAGAAUCUCAAUUUCGACUUGUGGAGAUUGUGUCUCGAUGAAGAAGUUCGACAAUUAUUGCUCAUGGUAUCAAAAGAACACCCAUUGAAUAUUAUGACGAUACUGAAACAUCGGAUGUUUUGUCGACUUCAUCAACACAUCCACAUCAUGUAAGUUUACUAACUCCGAAAAAAAAAAUUAUUUUUCAGAUCGGCAUUAUCAGUAUCUCCAAGUCAACGGAGGAGAUCUUCCAGUAUCGAUUGAAAGGAAUACCCAUUAAACGAAAAGGUAAGUCUUAAAAUUAUUGGUACCGAUUUUGAAAUUUCAGAUUCGUAUAAUUGAAUUGCUGAAGUCGCAAAACAUUGCAAUACGGGGCAAAUUGAGCAAAGCGAAAUUAUCUGGAAUGCUCGGAAAAGAUUUAUUGAAAGUGAGUAUUUCAAAUUCAAAGAUUUCCCUGAAUUAAUCGAUUUUAUAGAAUAUAAAUUUCGAUUUAUGGCGAUUGUGUCUCGAUGAAGAAGUUCGAAAAUUAUUGCGCGUGGUAUCAAAAGAACACAAAGUUUCAGUGAAUUUGUUGAAGCGGCUUGGACCAAAAAUGAAAAAUGAGAAAGAUGAAGUAUUGAGACAAUUGAAACUUCUGGAAAAAACAACAAGUACAAAACUUGUAGAAGUAAGUUAAAUUAAGUACACAAUUUUAAUUUCAAUAACAAUCUACUUUUCAGAAAAUGCGGGACAUCAAACAGCAGAACAAGAAGACGUCAAAAAAAUGAUUGCAUUUCCAAUCUUUUCUUCCCAAUAUUUUCAUUUUUCUCUUACCUUUUCACCUUUUCUAUUUUUCCUCCUGAAUUUCAAUCGAAUAGAAAUAUGCGAUAAAUAAAGGGUUAUUUGAAAAAUGUGUUGUUUUUUGUCUCGAGAUAUUAUGAUUAAAAAAAGUUCCGAAUUUUUUGAUCUUCAGAAAAAUUUGCAGUUUGGGUUACUGUAGUUGAAAAAUAUGAGGAAUGUUUUUCGAUUCUUUCUUGAAGUCACAAGUCUCGAAAUUCUUCGAGAAAAACGAUUUAUUGAAGAAUUUAAUCUUCAAAAUCAGUUUCAAAAUCAAAAUUUUUCGAUUUGCAUGAAGUCUGGACAUAUUUCCGGAAAAUGACUAACAUUUCAAAAAUUCUCACACCUUUUGCAUAAUAAUGUACAUAAAUAAGAAUAAAUAAUCUCUCUCACUUUUUUCUGUUUCUUAUCUGAAAUACUCUUCAUACACAUGUCAAUUUUUUCGAAUUGUUCAAAUAAUAUCGAAAUUCAACACAUUUUUCUAAACUGCACUGAAUAUUCCAGUGAUCCAUGUCAAUUAUUAGAGGUAUUUUAACUUCAAAAUAUUCCAGAUGUUCUCCAUUCAUUAUUUCAGAAUGUGCAAACAAUUUUGGGUAUUUUAUUUUGGGCCAACUUUUUGGUUCCCACUAUAUUUUCCAGUAUUGCGUUUAUCGGUAACUUGUUAUAUCUUAUGGUUUUGAUUCCAAUGUAUUUCAAUAUCGAUGAAAGGUUAGAGAAUUUUGAAAUGAUGAUUCAUAUUUCAAUUUUUAUCACAUAAUUUCCAUAUAAUCUUCAUACGUUUCAAAUGAAAACAACUAACUUUUCAGCAUUAAAAAAAGUUAUGCCUUCAUAAUAAGUCGAUGUAUUUCUUCAAUUUUCGCCAUUUUUGCUAUUAUUUUAAUGUUCUUCCUCCGAAUUUAUACAAAGAAUUCGAAUUAUUAUCUAGUUUUUCUAAUUAUUCUAGUGGAUGAUAUGAGUUUUUAUAGUUUAUUGGGUGAGUUUUUUUUUUAGAUCUCCUAAACUAAUCGAAAUUUUUGCCUGUUUGCUUGCAGGAUCCUAUGUGAAUAUGUCAAUUCUGAUUUAUUUUGCUUCAAUUUAUCCAAUGUAUUAUUCUCAAAAUAUUUCACUUCGAAGAAUAUAUCAUUUAAUUGCAAUUAAUUGGACGAUAUCAAUAUUUAUAUCAGUAAAGCUUUCCGAUUUGUUUUUUUUUUUGAAAAACUUUUUUUUUUUCAGAUUUUGAGCUCAUUAUUUCAAGCGUCAACGUUUUCAAUUAACGGGCCAAUUAAAUGCGAUGAAAAAACUUGUGGGCCAAUUGUUGAUUUUAUUACAUGUAAGAAUAAUUUUUAAAAAUUGUAUCUCCAAUCUUCAAGUUCUAUUUUCAGACCUAAUAAUUCUAAUCUCAUUUUCCAUAACAAUUCUAACAAUGCUAUUCGUCUUGGUGAAUUUAAUCUGGCGCCAUAAAAAUUUGGGAAAUCAAAAAGAGGCUGUCAAAAGACUGUUUUGCACUCUGGUUAUUUUCACAAUUUUCGCGUUGACUGAAGCAAUUCCAUCAACAUUUUUGAUUGGACAAGUUUAUAGUGAGAACAAUUGGGAAAAACUAUAAUUUUAUUAUGAUAAAUUUUGCAGAUAAUAUACCUAGUAAUUGUCAAAACUUCUAUAAUUCUCAAGCUCUCAUCACAUCAGCAAUUUGGACCUCCCUUCAAACUUUGGCCUGGUGAGUUAGAGUUUUUUUUUUCAAAAAUCAUUUAAAUAGUGAAUUUUUCAGGUCAAUCGCAUUAUGCGCCGAUCCUUUGCUAGGAAUUUGUUUUGAUUCUUUUGUAAACUCACGAAUUUCCAAUUUCUUCAAAAACAUUUCAAUAUAA